AUGGCACAGUCAUUUGUAGGCAAUCGGAUACGUCUUGCUGAAGGCAACACGUGCUUUGAAGGCAGAAUUGAGGUUCUUUACAACGGUACAUGGGGCACAGUUUGUGAUGACUUCUUUGAUGCAACUGCUGCUGGUGUUGCUUGUAGAUCUCUGGGAUUUAGCGGAGCUGCUUUGUCGUGGUUCUACUUCAAUUCCUCAAACACUUACCCAAGUCAAAUCUGGCUAGACAACUUGAACUGUACAGGCUUUGAAGCUAAUCUUUGGGAUUGUGACCAUCCAGGAUGGGGUAGACACGACUGCUCUCAUUCCGAGGACCAGUUUAUAAGAUGUGUUGGAAGUUGUCAGUCUUCACCAAGCGUUUGGGGCGUCAAUUGCACGUUCAACAAUGACAUGUGUGGAUACAACGUAACCGCUGUUAAGGGCAACGUGACAUGGGCGAGGUUGUUCUCGGGAAAUGGAGGUGUCUAUGAUCCAACUACUAGCUCUGGCUUUUCCAUGUACUACAUGAGUCCUUAUGGCAUGGAAGGAGACCGGUCAAGACUGAGCACGCCGCUGUUCCAACCGUUACAUUCCCAAUAUAUGAAGGUGGAAUUCAACUACCUUGUUCGGAAAUCCUCGUACGGUAAUCUGGUUGUCUUCAUCCGAGGUGAAUCCGGUGGAAUUUACAGUGAAAACAAGCUCUGGAACAGCCGAUAUCUGAGAGUAGAAGAAGACGGAAUGUGGUUACACCAGUGUGUGAGCAUACUCGCCGGGCACUAUUUUAAAAACAAUAGUCUUGUGUUUGAGGCUAAACUAGGACCGAAUAUGAAUUCUGAAUCCCACCUUGUUGCCAUUGAUACCGUAAAUGUGCAAGCCGGACGAUGUCAUGAAUCUUUACUGGAUGGUCCCUGCGAUUUCAACAAAACAAAUGCAUGCGGCAUGGAGGUAGUUUGCUCCAACUGCGACCGUAACAACUUGCAGUUUAACUGGAUCUGGACCAACGGAGCCCCAUAUCUGAACAAAAUCACAGGAGAAGGAUACUACAUGCUGGCUGAUUCGUCUUUCGGAUUCCAAGGUGAUGAGGCUGUGAUGAUCUUUAGUCUUCCGAGCAUAGGAGACUUAAGAGCUCUGACGUUUGACUAUUAUUUUGAAGCACAUUUUGAUGGAGAACUAAAGGUGAUGUUGCAUCUAAAUGGUGCCUUUCACUCCACACUGGAAACGUACACUCACCUUUCUAGCAGGGCUAACACAUGGGUAACUGAGUGCAUGGAAUUGUCCUCACUUGUCGCCUCAACCCUUGAUAUUGAGAUACGUUUUGUAGCGGUCCACGGCUCCCAACUCACGUCUGAUGUCGGGAUCGACAAUGUGAAGCUUGCGGAGCAUUGUCCUCAUCUUAUUUCAUGUAACCGUUUUGAGGACAGUUGUGGUUGGAAUAUGACUCAAAUGAGCAAUUUAGUUGCAUGGCAAUUUUCCGGUAACGGAAGCACGGAUGAAUCCCGAGGUAUUCGAAUCGGAGGUUUGAGCUCGUACUCUGGUCUUCUUGAGCUUUUCUACCAGGGCAGGUGGUACGGAGUAUGCGACGAUAGCUGGGACAGUUACGAUGCUACAGUUGCAUGUCGCUGGCUGGGAUUCUCCGAUCCAAGUAACAAUUAUCCUGGUUAUGGCCAAAGUGGAAAUUCAUCGUUCAUUGUAACGAAUCUGUUUUGCACGUCAACGGAAAAUACGCUGUACAACUGUCGUCACGCUGGCCUGUUUAAUACUGGGGGCUGUAACAGUUACGACUAUGCAUACUUGGCGUGUUAUGGAACAAAAAACAACAUUAUUUGGAACAUAAAUCAACCGCACUUUUACCUGACAACUACUCAGUAUACUGAAACCUGGGCCACCGUAUCAUCACCGGAGUUUGACCAUACAGGUGUUCCCUACAAGUUUCUGUUUAAAUAUCGCAAGACAGGCUCAGAAAUGCUUCAGAUAUGGGCUGAAAAUAUGGUAACCGAGCAUACAACUGUGCUCGGUAAAGUGACCACAACGUCCCAGGAUGAAUACCAGUAUUGUGUGGAUGUCCCAGCGGACUUCAUUGGCAUGUAUCGGAUCGGAGUGACAGCCUUUGUAACACCGGGUUCUUCAAAUGUCGUCGUUUACGAUUUCCAGAUGUAUGCUGGUCACUGCAAAGCUACAUUGGAAAAAAAGAACUGUUCUUUCGAACACGAUUUCUGUGACUACACCGUGACAGACGGCGGACAUGGAUGCAACUAUGAAUACAAAUGGAAACACACAUCAGGGGAACUAAGAUCUGACCAUUACAUGACGGCAGAGGCGCCUUUUAAUAUUAGCUUUGGUAGCAUGGACUUUACAGACUUGUCGCUGGGAAGUGUGCAAAACACUGCAAACUGUUUCUUGCGAUUUUCGUACCUCAGUAUGAACUCCUCCAGUUACAUGGACGAAAUGAAUAAAGUACAACCAGGAAGACUACUAGUCAGUGUAAACGACGAACGAACUGAUCUGCCAUCAACCUUUCAUCCCCGUCGAUCGGCUUGGAAGGACCGCUGCGUCGAUGCCUGUGGUUAUGCGACGUCACAGCUGAAUAUCACAUUCAGAGCAAAAGCAGUUACUGCUGCAAUCGAUAACAUAUCCCUUUCGAAUGAUCCAUGUGAAGAGCAAGAAGAAGAGUCAGUCAAUUGUGUGUUCAGGAAUGGUGAGAUGUGUGGGUACCAGUGGCCACAAGGCAGCUACUGGGGUUGGAAUAGCGAAGGCUUUCUAGUGACUAAUGGGUCAUACACGAGCUUGGUGUUGAAUUCUCCGAUGUACACGCCAGUUUCUUCAAACACAUGCAUCACCAUAGCGGCGACAGCACAAAGUUCCUCAAAUAGCCUAUAUGUCAUCGUACAUGGAGAAAAUGGAUCCGAGAUAAAUUAUGCCUAUGUCAAUAUGGUUGUAAAUGAAACAAGUCUGCUUUCGUUCAACUUAUCGAGCUCAGAGAAAAUAUGGCUGGAAUUGUACGCGUAUGUUUAUUACUUCCCGUACACGAUAAGCCUUAUCUCCGUGAAUGUGACAGACGGACCAUGCGCCAUCACAGGAAAGAAAUGUAGAGGACAGUCAGUUAUGUGUGAUGGCAUAUGUUAUCCACAGCUCUACAGAUGUGAUGGUAUACGUCAUUGCCUUGAUGGAACUGAUGAAAUCAACUGCCAAUGUUUAAACUCCACGUACACCUGUGCCAGUGGGGAAUGUUUCCACUCGGCCCUCAGAUGUGAUGGUUUUAGAGAUUGCGUGGAUGGGUCGGACGAAGAUUGUGAUUCAAUGGCACGUGUAGCAUGCGAUUUUACUGACGGUACAUGUAUGUUCUACCUCCACAACGUCGAAAUUCUUGAUGCUUCUGUUUACUACUGGUAUUAUCAACCAAUUGCCCAGUAUGGCAAUAUAGCUUUUAUGGAAAAAUCGAUGGGCUACUUGAGAUCUGCUCCUGUAAAUGUUGUAGAAAACAGUUGCCUUGAAUUCCACUUUGCAAUCGUGUCAUCCUAUUCUCCGUCUGUGGUACGGGUAGCAACAUUAAACAACAAUUCUUAUCAAACCGUAGGUCACUGGGAACUGCAGCCAUUCGACUUUAUCUCAGCAUUUGUAAUCUAUGUAAAUAUUUCGUCCGGGCAAUAUGAUGGAAUUCUUAUUGAGACACAAUCUUUCUCCAUGAACAACUUCAACGAACUAAAAGCUGUUGAUAAUAUCCAGCUUUACCCGGGAAAAUGUACAAAUGACGGCGUACAGGUCUUAACAUUGACGGAGCUUAUUCCAACAACGACAACAACACCUGCCUGGGAAGGCACCACUAGCUAUGAAAGAACAGAGUGGGGGUUGGACAAUUCAACAUGGCCAGCGACAACACCAGCAUGCAGUCACGACCAGUUUCCUUGCUAUAAUGGGACCUGUAUACUUAUUCUGCAAAGAUGUGAUGGAGUUCCACAAUGUAGUCACAGUGAAGAUGAAUUAAUGUGUUCCACUUCAGGAUGGACAACUUCUGCAACCGGGCCAUCAUCUCCUGUAGGGUGCCAAAUGUGCUCUGAUAACUCCAGUUGUAUAUCGCCGCAACAAAUAUGUGACGGCAUCAACGAUUGUGCUGACAGAAUGGACGAAACUAUAUGUGAAGACUAUCCAUCCGUCCGUGUGUCCGACCCUCCCGCAACGACCUUAUCAGGGUCUGUGGACCUUGUGUGCACUAUGGAAAACCCUGGAAAUCAUGAGGUGAUAUUAUUUUGGAGAAGCCUUCGGUGGGGGGACAUCUCACGAAACGGGGACUUAAUGGUCGAUAUUUCAUUCAAAAACCUUACUCGAGGAACAUUCAGCGUGCGCCUGAUUGAAAACGGCACAACAACUGCAUACAUCUUAACAGUUGGCGUCGUGGAGCAACAAGACACAUACGAAGACUUCACAUGCAUUGCGGAUAUCGUUGGCAUUCCUGAGGUGUACUGGCCUUAUCAUAGCGUCCGUCUCAAUAUUCAAGGUGACGGCUGCCUGUCUUUAAACAACGCUGUGUGUUACAAUCUGGGAAUUCGCCGAGUUACCCUUCCUUCGUUUGGUGGUGCCACUAGCUUGUCGCAGAUGCAGCAUAGGUUGUCCAGUAUUGAUAACUAUUACAACGGCUCCUCCUCCGACCCAUGUCAUCAUAGUCUGAUGGAGUUGGCGUGUGGAUUACAAGCCACCCCAUGUGACAAUGGCCAGGCUGUACCCGUCUGCAGAGAACACUGUGAAAUGACCAACCGAUUUUGCAGCGGUCAACCUUCAAUUGUAAAUGUAGACAACUCAGACAUAGGUCACUACUGCAAGUUUCUACCCUUCUCCUCGGAUCGCACUUGCAAACAAAUAUGGAUAGGUUGUGGAGCCACCAUGAAUGUUUCCGGAACCAAUGCAAUGUUUUGGUCUCAGAACUUUCCCAGUGUGCCAUUUGACAGCUCGUGCGCUUACACGUUUAGGACGCAUGGAAUCAAUACGCUUUUAGCAACCAUCGAGUUCUCUCGAGUCACUGGUGCAUAUUGUGACACGGACUAUAUUCAGAUUGACGGUCAGAAGUACUGCUAUGACUCGCCCGAUAUACCCAUAGUUAUCUCAAACAAGACGAAGACUACGAUACGUAUUCAUUCGGCAGCAAGCCAGCUUGGUGGCUUUAAAAUGACAGUAUCUGAAGCUUUUCCAUCGGGUGUGUGCGACUAUAUUGAGACCAGUACUGACACUACUGACUACAAUAGUGUGUAUACGUCAAAUAAGUCUGGUAGCUGCAACACAUGGAUAUUUAAUACCACCAAAUGGACAGGUGUUUGGACUCCUUACUAUGUUCAGUAUGUUUUCAACUUAACGUUUACCCAAGUUGGAGAGAGCUGUUUGAAAAUAAUAAGCUAUGCCACCAAAAAGCUUCUCCGCACUGUCUGUCCGGAGCAUGUGAACAACACCUACAUGUUGAAUGACAGCGUUCUCUUGGAGGCAGUGGAGGACUUUGUGGUUGAAAUUGCUAAUUAUGAUAACUGGCUUCCAGAAACAUUCAAUGUGUCUCUUACGGGUGCCAACGGGGACGGACUUGUGUACAUACAAAGAAGUGACGGUGAGACAGGCUACGUAUGUGGGUACAUUUAUCAAACAGAGCGAGACCAUCUGUGCAGGGCAGCUGGUUAUGGAUCUUCAACCGGGGUCUACUAUGCAAGUCCCUCAGACAACAAGCAGGCCAUCAUGACGAUGCUGACCUGCAGCUUAUCCAGCUUCUCCGCACAGAUAGUGGAUGAAUGCAGAUUUAAUUGGUACGAUGGCUGCCAUCCGAGCAUCCCAGCAGGGUACUGCAAGUGUGAAUAUCAGCCCUUGCUUAUUGGUCUGCAGUGUGCAAUGCCGAUGAUUGCGUGCAACAUGUCCGGGUCAGACUGUGGCUAUCGUUAUUCACACGCAGACUUCUAUUUGCAUUAUGCAUACGGGUUGGCUGCUACGAAUUCAAACUUUCGCAGCGGCCGGAUACUAUCCCCUGUUUUCUCGUACCGGACAACAUCUUACGUUUCCUUCUCCUAUAUGGUAUCAGGGAAGGAACAACAAAUCUCCGUCAGUUUGCAGGGAACCAAUGGUUCAGAGAAAGUACUUCCAUUUGGGCACUUUCCGGUGUCCGGUGGUUUGUAUACUGCAUGUGUGCAGCUGCCAAAUCUCUCCGGAAAGAACGUCCAACUUGCGUUUGAUUUCAAGCGGCUAACUAUCAAUGACAUCUCAUCUAACGGUUCAUCAUCUAGCAGUUCAUUUAUUAUGAGCCUGAAAGAAGUGAAGCUUCAUGCUAACGGAUGCCCAGCCUCCUUCCCAAAGAGUGUCUGCCGAUUCGACAACCUUGAUGUGUGUGCCAUUGGAGACUCCAUCUGUGUACAACAGAAUGUGUGGUCCAUUGCAGAAAAUAUGCUCGUUGGGGAUGCAGUAAAUGCUAUUCAAUAUGUGGAGUAUCCAUUCCACAUGUCCACCCCUAAUCUGAAUGCAUCACUGCCCUGGUUCCUGACGUUCUUAUACUAUCAGUCUGGUUAUGGAAUUGGAACCAACGACUUGCAACUCAAAGUUAAAGUUGGGUCCAGACUGCUGUUCUCAGAUAAACAGUCUAGAUUUGAUAUGGCAAUGGAAAAAAUUUGCCUCCCUAUUCCUGCCCAAAUUGCGUUCACGGAGGUGAGCUUCAUUCUUCAGACUGGUUUAUCGUCAGGAAAGAUCUACCUAGAUGACAUCAGUUUAGGAAACACACAGUGCCCACAUCCUGCUGCAUGUGACUUUGAGGUGUCUUCAAUAUGUAACUACACUGUAAAAGAGUCCAACUACAUCGUGAAAUGGUUCAGGUCAAGCAACAUGGACCACAGCAAUGUAAAUGCACAAGGUUAUUCCAUGUAUCUUUUCAACUACUAUGGAAAAGAAGGCCAACAGUUUAAAUUAUCAACACCAGCGGUUGACCUCCUACACGAAAAUGAUCGUUACAAGUGCAUGGAAUUUUACUACAUUUACACAGCAGGCUACGGCAGUUCGAGAAAUGCAAUCGUUCUUACAAUAGAGACAAAGUAUCCCGAUAAUUCCACUCGUGUGUUUGAAAUAGAUACGACUGAAACAAGCUGGGCUUUAUUUAACAUACCUAUAGAAGAGACUUACGACUCUGCUGUGUUUGACUUUGUGGCAACCCAAAGGGGAACUAGAACGUCAAAUAAUUACCAGCAUAUUUACAUUGAUGAUGUGUCCUUUAUGAGGAAGGACUGCACAAUGGGGCUUCAGGAUCUGAGCAUGUGCAGCUUCACCAACCCACACCUGUGUGACUACGAUGUGAAUUGCACAGCUGGGUCUGGCUUCAUUUGGACCCGUCAUUUUGGUUAUACUGAUACCCCGCUUACUGGGCCUUCGGCAGACGCAGAUGGCUCACCAACAGGCUACUAUCUAUAUGUUGACAACUCAAUGGGCGAUGCUGGUCACACUUCUCUUGUGUGGUUCCACGUUACCAUGCCAGCAGACAGCACCAACGCGCACUACACGUUCUCCUAUCACAUGCUCGGCGCAGGCAUCGGUGGACUUGAGACAUUUAUUCAAGCACGAGGCUCGAGCUUAGGACCUGUUCGUAGCAUCCUUUCGCUCAACACUGAUCUAUGGCUGGAGUCUGAUUGCUAUGUCUUGCCAGAUGGUUUCCAGGGAGAUAUAUUCUUCCGAUCUAUGAGAGGAGACAGUGAGUUUGGAGACAUUGCUAUCGACAAUGUAAAGGUGUUCCAGGGACCUUGUCCAGUGAAAUCAGUAGCUUGCAGUUUCGAGACGGAAACAUGUGGAUACAUUCAAACCAGUGGAAGUUGGGAGUUGCAAGAUGGGUCAAUCUCAACCUCCGUUCCUGGGCGUCUAGAUGCUCCGAUGAAUGCAGUGAACUGGUCUAACGGUGACACCUGUAUAUCAGUAGUGUAUUCCGCUGGCAUGGAAGACACGCUUGUCGUAGAAGCUGAAGAUAAGACGGGCAACAUUAAGCGGCGUAAAUUCUACCAUAACGGAAAUGGCACAGGGUUAAUUGGCACAUUUACAGCCCGUGUUUUAAACAGACUUUCGUUUUUGUCGGAGAAUGCAUCAGUGAAGAUUGAGGAAGUUGGAAUGUUAUCAGGACAUUGUCCAGUUUUAGCGUGUGAGCCACGCUGCGCCGAGCAAUGUUUGUCGACCAGGCGCGUGUGUGAUAAGGUCAUGGACUGCUUUGGUGGUGAAGAUGAACUUGAUUGUGGCUUCAGCAUCUCGUGUAACUUCUCGACCUCAGACUGCGGAUAUACGGCUAGCCCGGUUUCCUCUUUAGAGUGGACACGCGAGAGGUCCCACACGUAUAGACAGGGAAACAACACGUUUACUAUUUCACCAGCCGUUGCUGACCACAUGCUUAUGACAAAAAUCACCUCAAGAGGCAGCCUAUCCCUGUCUGUUGCCAGCUCCAAACAGUUCAAGCUUAGGGAGGCCUCGUGUUUGUUUUUCACGUACGCUGGCUCCCUUGAAUCUCUCUCUGUUCUUGUCUUGUCAACAGAAGGCGCAGAAAACCGUAACUGGAGCGAUUAUGCUGUCAGUCAAGGGAAGGGCCGUUGGCGACCUGGUCAGAUUGCAAUUCCUGCAGGCUCAUGGGAGAUCUUGAUAAGCGCUAGUCUCCUUGGAUAUACAGAAGAUCCCUUUGUCAGGCAGCCAUUCGUGGCUAUUGACAACAUAGUCUUGUCAACCGGACGGUGCGAUUUAAACUUAUCAGUGUGCCCACCAACUACGCCUUACAAAUGUAGCGACGGCAGUAAAUGUUAUGAUGACCACAAUAAAUGUGACCGUAGUAAUUACUGUGAUGAUGGAACAGAUGAAAGCACGGCAGUGUGUGGAGAAAUGUACCUGAUCCCAUGUGACUUUGAGGAUGAAGCAGCAUGCGGAUAUAACCUUGUUGAUUCAAAUGUUCUUGUCGCCAAUGCCGACGGUCAAUGGCGUAGACGAGGUGGAUAUGCGCAUCAGAUACCACCAUACGACAAUACGUUCGGAGAUGAUCGAGGGCACUUUGCUCACUUCUCCGAAUGGCUGGUCCACUCUUCGUCAUUCGCUCCUCAUACGGGAUAUCUGAGUUCACCGAGGGAGACUUUCAACACAGAUGGCUGCAUCCAGUUCUGGUACUACCUCAACGGAACCGCCACUCAACCAGACGCUUUGUCCGCGCAGAUCUAUGUCCGCCUACUGUACAGCAAUGGUGUAACGGAGCUGCGCUGGUAUGACCAGGUGAACCGAAAGAUCAAUACUUGGAUUCAGGGCGGAGUUCCAGUACGUGGUAAUCAGGAGGUGUACCUGGAGAUCACCGCCAUCGUCUCUGAACCCCCUACAGCCUGGCCCGGCACUGUUGCCAUUGACGAUAUCAGCUACCAAGAAGGAGCUUGCCUAAUAGCACAGUCUUGUACAACUUCCAUGUUCAUGUGUGCAGACCGCUCUGUCUGUAUUCCUCAGACCUUUGUCUGUAACGGAAACAGGGAGUGCCUUGACGGUACAGACGAGGCUAACUGUGCACGUCGUCCAAACGGUGCUAUUGAACUAUCUGGGGGUGAUGGAACCUACGGCGAAGUGCGCUAUUUUAUGGAUGGGGCGUGGAAAGAAGUCUGCUAUCCGUCAUCUAAUGCAACUGCGUUUGCAGUCUCCAACACCAUUUGUGAACUGGAUGGAUUUGUGGGUCGUGUGGAGGCAUAUAGGAUCUCCAGAUACCCGUAUGGCUCCACCGUGCAGCUCUCGUGCAGUAACGGUUCCUGCACGGCAUAUUCUUACAGCUGUUCAACUACAAUGGGAGUUCGCUGCUCAAACUAUGCGUGUUUCUCGGGGGAGAGGCUCUGCGCAGGCACGGUGAACACGUGUGUUCCAAACACAAGAUUCUGUGACGGCUUGCCGGACUGCCCGGACAACACGGACGAGAUGGAGUGCUUCUGUGAUAUGGACGCGGUUGAUGAUAACAGAUGCAGAAAAACACUCGAUGAAUGCAUCGACAAGAAGUGCCGGACAUGUACUGAACAAAACAAGUUCGAAUGCAUGAACCAUGAGUGUGUCCCCAAAUCUCAGAGAUGUGAUGGCAUCAAACACUGCAGUGAUGGUUCCGAUGAAUACAGAUGUGCCAUUGUUGAGACACACAUGGUGUACCUUCCACACAACGGAGUCAUUAAGCCGGUGUGCAUGAAUGAUGUUAACAGACAAAUGGCCGAGUCUUUGUGCAACUUUGCUGGCAAAGGUACAAUAGUAGCAGGAGGGAUCAAGUACGGUCUUGCAGAAAUAUCUGAUGGUCUACAUGUCGUUCCAUCCACCAAUGGCAGCUCUGUUGUACGCGGCAUUCGGAUAGCUAGAGCCAAUCAGAGAUGUUACCCGCUUGUGUUGGUGUGUGCUAUGCCAGAAUGUGGGAAUCCAGUUUACCUGCAGAACUUUAUUUCCCCACUUGUGAUGAAUGGAAGGGAUUCACAGCCGGGUGAAUGGCCCUGGCAGAUCAGCCUGCGAUACAACAAUCAGCAUAUAUGUGGUGGAACAUAUAUUGGGGGCAAAUUGGUGCUCACUGCGUAUCACUGCAUUGAAUCUACUGGCUCAUUCUAUGUUCGAUUUGGAGUGAUUAUGGAAGAUGUAUUAGAAAACUACUCUCAGGAAAUCUACGUGUCACGCAUAUAUCGUCAUCCUGACUUUGACACCGGAGAUAAUGGUUAUAUAAAAGGAUCGGAUCUCGCAAUAUUGGAGAUGGCAUACGAACCAAUGACAGACAAUUAUACCCGGCCUGUCUGCAUGGGGAAUGCAAAAAGCUUCAUGGACAUCAUUGACAAAGGCGAAAUUGCGGAAUGUUACAUCACUGGAUUUGGGAUGCAAGAGACGGAAUUCUUCCAAGUCCAAUACAAUCGGCAUCUGAAGGAAUCAAAAGUCCAUGUUGUAGAUCCUCAACUUUGCAACAAUUUGAUGUAUUACCAGCUGGAUGCAUCAUAUGUUGCUAACGACGCAAUGUGUUUGGAGAACCGGGAACCUUAUGCCCCAGCAAACCGUGGUGACAGUGGUGGUCCAAUGGUUUGCAAAGACGAAAAUGGCCGUUUCAAACAGUUUGGUGUGACCAGCUGGGGAAUGUCAGGCGCUGAUAAGAAUGCUCCUGCCAUCUAUGUGAACAUCAUCUACCACCAAGAGUGGAUCGAAUCCAUCACUGGCAUACCGCUGACAUAGAAGUAAUCAAGAAAACCGAAAAUAAGUUACACUACUCUAAAAUAGUGUUAGUUAAAAAGACUGAUUUAUUUAGUAAUCAUCGUUUUUCUUUGGACAUACGUAAUUGUUUAUACCAACUGGUGGUACUCGUAUAGUACUGAUAUUUUUGCAACUUUGUUAUACUUUCAUGAAUGUUAUAGUGAUGAAACAAUAGAACAGUUGUUUGCAGUAUGUGUAUAUGUGUUGUAUUUGCAAUAUAUUAAUCAGCUCUACUGGGGAGAAACAUGUACUUUGACCUACUUCAGUGCCAUUAAUUAUUUGUAUUGUUUUUAUCAGAAUUGUUGAGAAUGUUUAGCUGACCUUAGCAUGAAGUGCUAAAGAAGAGCUUUUGUGAUUCACCUAUGUCCGGCUUCGUGCGGUGUGUGGUGUGCGUUGUCUAUUGAGCGUCAUUAACUUUUAGCUCUUUACCAGUCUACAGACCACAUUUAUCACGAAAUUUGUUGGUCGACUUCGAAUCUUUGUCACAUGGUCAAAUCUAAGAAAACAAUUGUCAUUUCUCUAGAAGCCACAAUUAUGACUCAGCCUUGAUGAAAUUUGGUCGGAAUAUCUUGACAAUAUAUUUUGAAAGCUUGAAUUUAGGUCAAGUUCGUCCAAAAACAAGUUAACCAGGUCAAAUCUUAGAUAAACCGUGUUACUGCUCUAGAGGCCACAAUUAGCACUCAAUCUUGAUGAAACUUGUUCAGAAUGUUUCUCUGUGAUAUAUCUAUUAAAAUUUUGAAUCUUUUGUUCGUCGAAAAACAAGAUCAACAUACAAAAUCUGAGAAAAAAUCUGUUUACCAAUUAAGGGGCCACAUUUGACUCAAUCUCGAUGAAACUUUGUCAGAAUAUUUAUCACGACAUUAUCUAGCCCAUGUUCACCAGAUCGAUUCUUUGUUUUUUCACUCCGAAAGCAACAUUUAUGACUUAAUCUGGAUUUUUAUCUUGACAAUAUCUAUGCCAGGUUUGUAAUCUGAAUCACAUCUGUGUUUAAACUAGGUAACCGAAUCAUAUCUUCGAACAACCUUGCAACUCCAAAGGCCGAAUGUAUGACUCAGACUUGAAGAAACUUGGUCAGAAUGCUUAUCUAAACAAUGUCUACGUUUAGUUUGAAUCUGGGCCACAUGCGUCGUAUUGUAUUAUUGUAUUUCUGUUUGACCUUGUGGUCAAGGAUAACCCAUGAAAGUGCUAGCACUUUUUUCCAAUAGGGUCCUUUGGUUUUUGCUGAAGAAACAACACGCAGAAGAGACAGUAUUGAGACACAAGGAAUCCGGGUGCGAUACCCUAGCUCUUUGCGAAUAGAUCCCUUGGUACUUUUACGUGCUCAGUGUAUAGCACCGCUACACGCGAGAAUUACCUUGGUUUCAUACCAGUACAUCUCUAGUUGGGUAGAAAACACUUGAAGCAUUUCUGAAAUUUCCAGUGCCCCGGCCAGGAAUUGAAACAGGGACCUCUGGAAUGGUAGACCAGUGUGUUACCACUAGACCACCGCAUCACCCUGCGUUCAAAAACUAGGUAAACAGGUCAAAUUUUAGAACAACUUUGUCUACACUUGAGAGACUGCAUUUAAGACUCGGGCUCGAUUAAACAUUUUCAGAAUGUUUAUCUUGACCAAAUUACAUGUAAUGCCAUGUUUAAAUCUGGGUACAAUGGUGUCAAAACUAGAUCACCAUGUCUUGAACAAUUUGUGUGAAGUGAACUCAGGCGAGCGAUUGAGGGCUUGGUUUCAUGUUUCUGAUACCUGGUAUAUAUUAAAUAUUUAGCACAUUAUUCUCAUAAAUAAAUUCAUGAACUUAU
This is a messenger RNA of Dreissena polymorpha, 12972 nucleotides long. RefSeq lists its product as uncharacterized. Gene Ontology annotation, molecular function: protein binding; serine-type endopeptidase activity. Gene Ontology annotation, biological process: proteolysis. The transcript has 73 exons. Gene Ontology annotation, cellular component: plasma membrane. Bases 1 to 11160 code for a protein of 3719 amino acids. The record is from RefSeq and is a predicted model, not a curated record. Lineage: Eukaryota; Metazoa; Mollusca; Bivalvia; Myida; Dreissenidae.